GAACAGCUUUAAACACCACUUUUACUGCGCCGUCAUGUUCCUCGCAAGGCGACGCCAAGACCGCCAGAGACCACGUCUUCUCUAAGAUGCACGGAGUUGACCCCAAGUUGUGCAACGUUGCUCUGGAGCUUUGUUUUCGUCUCAGCUUUUUCUUGUGUUUAGUGGUGAAACAUUGAAAGUUCUGGCGACAUGCAGCUCAGGACGGUCCUGGACGUCAAUGUCGUGGAUGUGCAGAAGAGAAGGAACCCAUCCAAACACUAUGUGUACCUUAUAAACGUGACCUACUCGGACUCCACCUCCCACGUGGUCUACAGAAGAUACAGCAAGUUCUUUGACCUGCAGAUGCGGAUACUGGACAAGUUCCCCAUUGAAGGAGGACAGAAGGACCCCAAAAAGAGGAUUAUUCCUUUCUUGCCAGGUAAAGUCUUGUUUCGCCGAAGUCACAUCAGAGACGUAGCUGUCAGAAGACUCAAGCACUUGGACAACUACUGCAAAGCCCUGAUGAAGCUUCCCACCCACAUUUCCCAAAGCGAAGAGGUUCUGAAAUUCUUCGAGACCAAGUCAGAGGACCUCAACCCUCCAACUGAAGACUGUGGAGGCUCCGGCAGACGCAAAUCAGGUCUGGACGCCUCGGACCCCAUGCUCCUGGAGCAGUACGUGGUGGUGGCCGGUUACCAGAAGCAAGAGCCGGCGGAAAUCAGCCUCCAAGCGGGUGAGGUGGUGGACGUCAUAGAGAAGAGCGAGAGCGGCUGGUGGUUCGUCAGCACGGCGGAGGAGCAAGGCUGGGUCCCCGCCACCUACCUGAACUCCCACAGCGGCACGCGGGACGACAUAGAGCUGGGCGCCUCCAAAUCCGGGCAAGUUACUAAGCGACACAAGGCGCACCUGAAGAGGCUGGACCGCAGAUGGACGCUGGGCGGUGUCAUCAGCCGGCAGCAGAGCCCAGAAGAGACGUACAUCACGGUGCAACCUUACACCAGCCAGGGAAAAGAUGAAAUAGCGUUUGAGAAGGGCGUCACUGUGGAAGUGAUUCAGAAGAACCUGGAAGGAUGGUGGUUCAUCAGGUACCAAGAUAAGGAGGGCUGGGCUCCGGCGUCUUACCUCAAGAAGAUGAAGGAGGACCUGUCCCCGCGGAAGAAGACGGUGACGGGCCCGGUGGAGAUCAUCGGCAACAUCAUGGAGAUCAGCACCCUGCUCAACAAGAAAGCCCCGGGCGAGAGGGACGCGGACGUAGUCUCGGAGAGUCCACCGGUGGCACGGAAGGAGAUCAGCUCGCCGGUGCUGUGUUCCGACUCCAGCCCUGUUGGUGGCGCUGAGGAGAGCAAAGCAAGAGCAGAGCAGGCCUCGCCAGCUGUGGCCCGUAUCGCACCUCAUCGAGUGGAGAUCGGCUCCCCAGUCCUCAGGCAAAAACCUCCUCCACGCAGAGAUGCAACGCUGGGCUUUCCUUUGCCGUCACCUCCAGAGCCCCCUACAGUGGAAGCGGAGUACUACACCAUUGCAGAGUUCCAGUCUUGCAUAUCUGAUGGGAUCAGUUUCAACGGGGGCCAAAAAGCAGAUGUGAUUGAGAAGAACUCUGGAGGAUGGUGGUAUGUACAGAUAGGCGAGAGGGAGGGCUGGGCUCCGUGCUCCUACAUUGAUAAACGCAAGAAGCCUAACCUGAACCGUCGGACGAGCACGCUAUGCCGCCCCAAAGUUCCACCCCCGGCGCCACCUGCCAAGAAACAAGACUCGGUGGAGACGGUCCCUCCCAGCAGCCCUGGUUCUGAAGCUCCAGAGUCCCCCGGGAAGCCUGUGUACGAAGAGCCGGAGUAUGAUGUUCCGGCUAUUGGUGAUCUGGAUCUGGAGUCUGAGUUUGAGUUUCUGAGGGGCGAAGCUUCCUUGGUGGACGGGAAGAACGAGGACACGUCUUCCGAGAAAGGAUCCCAACUGUCCUCAAAACCCUCCCCGGCGUCGUCGCUCCACAGCGCCUCCUUCCGCAUGGGGGAGUCGUUCGAAGAUGGCCACGAGGCAGAGGGAGAGGAAGAGUGCAUCUAUGAGAACGAUGGCUUCCGGCCCUUCAGGGAGACCCCAGAGAGGCAGUGCAGCCGGGACUCCAACUCCUCCAAGACGAGUGUCUCGUCAGGAACUGGCAAGAAAAACCUCAAAUCAGGAGGGUGGAGAUCUGCGGCAAACAAGCUGAAGAUUGACUUGAACGGAAGCCAAAAGUCAGCCAAAAGGGAGGAGGGGUCAGGUUCUAAAUCCGCCUCCAAUGAGUCAACUCCAGAUAUGUCCAGACCCAAGAAGGACCAAGAGGAAAGCAAAGCCUCACUCAACACCAAAUCCUCCUCUAAACCAAAACCAGUAGUGAGACCAAAGCCACAGCUGGCAAAGGCGUCCAGUGGAGAUAAGAUGGACAUCAGCACCUUGAGAAGACAGUUGCGGCCCACAGGGCAGCUUAAGAACGGCACUAAAACCAAAGGAGAGGACUCUGAGACCGCAUCCGUCGUCUCCUCAGAGGACUCCUUCUCUUCUCAGAGCACGUCCUCAGAGUUCUCCUCCAACUAUUCCAAAGGCAGCCGGGGAGACUCGGACCUGGAAGGCUGCAUUCUCUAUCGCACCACCGACCCUUACGAGAAGGUCCAAGAGUCCGAGGUGAGCUUUCCUGCGGGGGUGGAGGUGCUGGUGCUUGAGAAGCAGGAGAGCGGCUGGUGGUAUAUCCGCUGGGGGGACGCCGAGGGUUGGGCGCCGACGUUCUUCCUAGAGCCCGUGCGGCAACAAGACGACACAGCGGGAUCGGAAUCUGACGGCACUCCUUCAAAACCCGGAAGCCUCAGUAAGUCCAACAGCCUGGAGAAGAACGAGCAAAGGGUCCAAGCUAUGAACAACCUCAACCAAAACCUAAAGAAAGUGAUUCCGCCCAUUCCUUCCAAACCUCCAGGUGGUUUUUCCAUACCGACCGGCUUGUUUGGAUCACGAAAACAGAACAGAGCCAAACAGCAGCAGGUUGUCCGUCCCCAGUCUGUCUUCAUCUCAGCCCCCAUCAGGGAUAGUCCAAGCCCGGUCGGCUCUCUCAGGAGAAACGAGUCCCUCAACUCCACCGACCACCCUCGCUCCAGCCCCACUGUGAGACGCAACGCCUCCUUUGGCACGAUGCCACGCAGCCUGGCGCCCAACAACAUAACGCUGCCCAGCCGGAACCGAUCCGGCACCGGCAGCUCCGAAUUCCUGGGCGGAACCCCUCAGAAGAACGCCCUUCCCAUGUCCACCGUGAGACCCAAGCCCCACAUCAUCCACAACAACCUCAGAGAGGUUUACGUCUCCAUAGCGGAUUACCACGGCGACGAGGAGACAAUGGGAUUCCCCGAGGGGACCAGUCUGGAGGUUCUUGAGAGAAACCCCAAUGGUUGGUGGUACUGCAAGGUGCUGGACAGUGGCAGGCCCAGGAAAGGGUGGGUUCCUUCGAAUUACCUCGAGAAAAAGCCUUAGUGCGUGCGGAGCUGGCAGAACUCCGAGCACCAAGACUACUUACUUUUGUUUUGUAAAAGAACCUGAAGACGUUUGGCCAGAGGUUCAAUCAGGAAAUUGAAAGUGGAACUUAAUGGUUGAGUAGCCCCUUUCACACAGAAACCGAGCUUUUUCCACCUUUGUUGCUGUUCUGAACAAAAGGCAUGGACACGGAAUGGGUUAAGUAGAGCCGACUGUUUUCCUACUUCAAAACACAAGACCCAGAACAGGGUCUGUGUGAAGGGUAUCUCGCAAAUCUUAACAUUUGAUCAGUCGUAGGUUCUGUAUAAAAGGCACAGGUGAAUGAAUUCACGAUAUUCGGUUUCAGUUUUAAUGCAGCAGUUCUAAGAGAUCUCUGUGUCAAUCAGAGUCUGAAGUACUUUAUUAAUCCCCGAGGGGAAAUUGAGAUUUUCAGCACAAUCCCAUUCAAGAUCGGACAAACAUUACAGGGAGACACAACAGGAUCGCUGACGGGAGGGGGUCCAGACUGAGGCCGAGGAAAAAACCCUCUUAGCCAUAGCACACAUAAACAAGUUACAUAGAAGCAACAAAACUUGCAACAGAGGGGCUAGUGAUGGACUCGUGGUCAGAAGGCUGUUGGAGGUGAUAUUUGUACAAGUUUUUCUACGAAGCAUUUAAAGCGUACUGCAUGUUUGAAGUGAUCCAUUAUUCUGACAACGCCUCGAGCUGUUUCAACCUAACAUUUUUCUUUUGCUGCUGAGUGUUAGUCACGACUUGGUGCUGUUUGCAUGUUUUUAUAUCCUUCUAUUUUGUACCGUGCGUCACAUAUCUUAGUCCUUUUCUUUCCGAGCAUCUCUCGUCAUCACAAUUGAUACCAAACGACUUGAAGGUUCACCAGGAACGAAAAGGCUUAGAAAAACAAAAAAAGGUCCCGACUUGUAUUUAUUAAUUUCUUGAAAUUUCUCAUUAGAACUGGCAUAUUUUCCGCCAACUCCAUCUGCGCUAACCACGAUCUUGACAUUUUAAAAAUUUCUGCUGGGCAGUAAAUUUGACAAUUUAGUCUCACCUGAGGUGCUCACUUUUGUUUGGUGUUUACAAAGCAGCAAUAACUAAAGUGCCUGAACAUGAAAAUAAAUGCACUUUUCAAUC
This is a messenger RNA of Entelurus aequoreus (snake pipefish), 4593 nucleotides long. Its product is annotated as SH3 and PX domain-containing protein 2A-like. The transcript is spliced from 14 exons. The record is from RefSeq and is a predicted model, not a curated record. Lineage: Eukaryota; Metazoa; Chordata; Actinopteri; Syngnathiformes; Syngnathidae. The coding region runs from base 190 to 3465 and encodes 1091 amino acids. Gene Ontology annotation, biological process: superoxide anion generation. Gene Ontology annotation, molecular function: phosphatidylinositol binding; superoxide-generating NADPH oxidase activator activity; protein binding.